Molecule: messenger RNA, 672 nt
Organism: Episyrphus balteatus (marmalade hoverfly)
Lineage: Eukaryota; Metazoa; Arthropoda; Insecta; Diptera; Syrphidae
Exons: 1
Coding region: 1-609 (202 amino acids)
Source: RefSeq, a predicted model, not a curated record
AUGGCUUCAAUGGAAAUCAAUAUUCAUAAAGGAAGCGGCAACUUCCCAGCUAUAGACACUGAAAAUACACUCUCGAAUGUAACAUCAAUCCAAUCACAAUUGCAAUCGUUAUAUGAUUGCAAUGAUACAUCAAAAAAUUGCUAUAAAUACAAUAAUUAUAAAAAUAUUAACAUGAACAGUUCGACCGAAAAACUUUUGAAAAUGCACGCAAGUAACAUAACGAACGAACAUUCAAUUCCUCCUCAUAUUAAUUUUCAAAAAUCCUUCGAUGAUAAUAACAGCUCUGUUGCAGUAGUUGGAGUUGGUGGUGGUGGAUCAAAUAAUAUUAAAAUGACACUAGAGACCCAACACCAUCAAAAAAAUCAAAAUCCUGAAUUGGAAGCAAAAACAAAAACAAUGUUAUCUGAAUUGAAAAAGAAUUUAUCGCCUCUAAUGACAACAAAAAAAUACGCUAAAGAGAUGACUAAAGAGCAAGCUGAUAUUGGUCAAGUUGCUUCAGAUGUAGCAAAUACUUCAGGACUUAACAAUGCUAAAACGGCUACAAUACUUGUAUCAAAGUCAAAAACUAAAACAGGACUUCCGUUGUUGUUAAAGAAUUCAAUAAACUAAUUAAAAUACAACAAACAUUUUUUGUACCACAAUUUGAAAAAUGGUUUUGCUUGACAACAAGAA